GGCCGCCACCGCUCCAGGCAGCGCUCUCGGAGCGCUCGUUGCCAUGGCAGCUGGGCCCUACGGGGAGGCGCGGGGGCCUCCGGCCCCUCCAGCCUGGCUUUGCCUGCGGCCGCCGCACCGAGCAGUCGCGGCUCUCGGGGAGAGGCCGCUCCCCACAGCGCGGCGGGCCCGGAGCCUCCGCGGGCAGCCGAGCGAAGGCGCGUCGCGCUCCCGCGGCUGGCGGGGGCUGCCGUGUUGGCCGGUCGAUGCCGGCGCUGGGAGGGGGCGAGCCGCGGCGCCGGCAGAGCAGCGCCCGGGGGCGGCAGGACCGUGACUGGCGGUAUAUUAUAGGAGGAAAUUACAUCAUAUUGUCAAAUAAGGAAGAGCUAAGCUGAACGGAUGAGUUGUAUGACAAAAAUGUGCCCCUCCUAUGAAUUGCUUCUGAGAUUCAUUAAUGAUACGUAGUGGCAAGGGAAUGAAAGCUGCAGGGUACCUGGCAAGAACUGUGGAUUUCUAAAGUUUGGAGACAUUGCGGAGCAAGGCACAAUGUCAACAGCAGGAGUUGCUGCUCAGGAGAUGAGAGGUCCAUUAAAGACUGGAUUUCUCCAUAAUGGCCAAGGCAUAGGGAGUCUGAAAACCUGCUGGAGCAGCCACAAUGGGUUUGAAAAGACGUUUUUUAACAUGGAACCUAUAGCGAUGCCAUAUAAUCUGAAUCCAUCAGCACAGCAAAAUUGUACAUGUGUUGGAAUAUCCACAAUGAUCCCUUCAGCUGCAGCAACCCCUCCCAGUGACGUGCUUUUCCCCAGCCUGUCUUGUCAGGAAUUCUGGAGGUCACAGAUCUCAGGCUAUUCCGGAUCUGUCACUCGCCACAUCAGUCAUCGUGCCAACAACUUUAAAAGACACCCAAAGAGGAGAAAAUACAUCCGCCCCUCCCCUCCACCACCACCAAAUACACCAUGCCCUAUUGAUCUGAUUGACUUUGGGGAUCUCCACCCUCAGAGAUCUUUCCUAGAACUGCUGUUUAAUGGGUGCAUUCUCUUUGGGAUCGAGUUCAGCUAUGCCAUGGAAACAGCCUAUGUGACUCCUGUGUUGCUUCAGAUGGGGCUGCCGGAUCAGUUGUAUGGAAUGGUGUGGUUUAUCAGCCCAAUACUAGGUUUUCUACUGCAGCCUUUGCUGGGGGCCUGGAGUGACAGAUGCACAUCAAGAUUUGGCAGGAGGCGGCCUUUCAUUCUGGUCCUGGCAAUAGGAGCAUUAUUGGGGCUCUCACUUAUGCUGAAUGGAAGGGACAUUGGCAGCGCCUUGGCUGACACUGUGAAUAACCAUAAAUGGGGGAUCAUUCUCACAAUCUGUGGGGUUGUCCUAAUGGACUUCAGUGCAGAUUCGGCAGACAAUCCCAGUCAUGCCUACAUGAUGGAUGUGUGUAGCCCAGUGGAUCAAGACAGGGGGCUUAACAUCCAUGCUUUGUUAGCAGGUCUUGGAGGUGGCUUUGGUUAUGUUGUUGGAGGAAUAAAUUGGGAUAAAACCAGUUUUGGAAGAGCUGUGGGAGGGCAGCUCCGUGUCAUCUAUGUCUUCACAGCAAUAAUAUUGACUAUCACUACUGUCUUGACUCUAAUUAGCAUUCCAGAAAGACCACUGCAGUCUUUUAGCAAGAAGAAAAAGGUGAUGAAGAGUCCAAGUCUUCCUCUUCCUCCUUCUCCACCUCUUUUGUUUGAGGAAGGUGUAAAUGAAAAUCUCAGUUUUACAAGUCCAAUUUCCCCUUUCAGCCCACUCACACCUAAAUAUGGCAGUUUUAACAGCAGAGACAACUCCUUGACAGGAAUUAAUGAAUUUGCAUCAUCAUUUGGGACCUCAAAUAUUGACAGUGUACUCAUAGACUGCUUCACAGGAGGGUAUGAUGGCUAUUUAGCAAUCCCAGCUAGCUUGCCCAGACAGGCAAUCAGUGUCAGUUUUCCCAGGGUGCCAGAAGGUUUUUACUGUCAAGAAAAUGGAAUCCUGGACCAAGGGGAGAAUUCUGUAAAUCCAGGGCCAGAUGGAGAUGCACUAAGGGUGGGUUCACUGGAUGCAAUAAAGCCACGAUCAGUAGGGAUUCUGAAAAGGCCUCAGACCUUGGCCAUUCCAGAUGUUGUCACAGGAUAUUGUCCAGAAAGUAGCAGGAGAAGAAAUGUAACCUUCAGCCAACAGGUUGCUAAUAUUUUGCUGAAUGGUGUGAAGUAUGAGAGUGAGUUGAAUGGAUCAGGUGAGAUGUCUGAGCAAUCACUUUCCAUGAAACUUCUUUGUUCAACCAUCUGCCACAUGCCCAAGACUCUGCGUAAUCUCUGCAUCAACCACUUCUUAGGUUGGCUCUCGUUUGAAGGAAUGUUGCUGUUCUACACAGACUUCAUGGGAGAAGUGGUGUUUCAAGGCAAUCCUAAAGCCCCUCACAACUCUGAUGAAUAUCAAAAGUACAAUGCUGGGGUCACCAUGGGCUGUUGGGGAAUGUGUAUCUAUGCAUUCAGUGCUGCAUUCUAUUCAGCCGCACUAGAAAAGCUGGAAGAAUACUUCAGUAUUCGCACCCUGUAUUUCAUAGCAUACCUUGCUUUUGGACUUGGUACAGGCCUGGCUACACUCUCCAGAAAUAUCUAUGUGGUUUUAUCUCUAUGCAUAACUUACGGUAUUCUGUUUUCAACACUCUGCACACUCCCUUAUUCUCUGUUGUGUGAUUACUAUCAGAAUAAAAAGUUCGCAGGAUCGACUCUGGAUGGUACCAAGAGGGGGAUGGGCGUGGAUAUCUCUCUUCUGAGCUGCCAGUAUUUCCUAGCUCAGCUGCUUGUUGCGGUAGUGAUGGGACCCAUCACUGCGGUGGUGGGCAGCGCUAACGGGGUGAUGUAUUUUGCCAGCCUUGUGUCUUUCAUGGGCUGUUUGUUUUCCUCCCUGUGUGUCACGUAUGAGAUCCCCACCGCCGAGGCGCCGGCCGAGGAGCAGCAGCCGUUGGUGCUGAGCGUGUGAGGGCGGGAUCCGCCGGCGGAGGGGCCGGGCCGGGCGAGACCCGCUGCUCGCUACAAUAAAAGCAACUCAGACAAGCGGCGCUUGUGCCUCCUGAUUGCUCCGGGCGGCAGGUGCCGCGUGCCACUCGGGAGGCUGCCCCGGUCCCCGGGGCGCUGCCCUUAGCUGCGGGGCACGGCUGUCCCAAAGAAUUGGCGCCUCCUAUUGGGCCACCGCCCGGAUUACUCGCUGGUAGCUAAUGGACUGCGAGAGUGUUGUGACGUCACCUCUGAUUGGCUCUGAGAUUGCGUGCUCUCCCUCAAAGGGGGCGGGGCACCGGAUUUGACUGACUGUAGUGCUCCGUCUAUCGCCCCCCGUUGUCCUGUUCGGUAGCGGCUGCCCCUGCCCCGCCCCCAGAGGCUUCUCUCGCAGCGCUCUGCAGGCGCUGGUGUCGAGUGAGGUUUGCGGGAGUCUGGAGAGCGGGGCGGAGCUGCCUGCCACGGGAGUGGGGCACCCUGGGCCGCAGGCGGGUCUUAAGAAUUCAUGCAAAGUCAUGAACAAAGGCUCGUUGGUGUGCCAGGUAUAUGGAGGAUCGCAACAGAAAACCUGGUGUUUUUUAAAAUAACCAAAUAAUUUGCAUUGAAAAACAUGUUGAGUUACCUAGAAGUUUUUUCAA
Mauremys reevesii (Reeves's turtle) is the source of this 3616-nucleotide messenger RNA. RefSeq names its product solute carrier family 45 member 1 (gene SLC45A1). Gene Ontology annotation, cellular component: membrane; extrinsic component of cytoplasmic side of plasma membrane. The coding region runs from base 526 to 2964 and encodes 812 amino acids. Gene Ontology annotation, biological process: regulation of keratinocyte differentiation; negative regulation of epidermal growth factor receptor signaling pathway; transmembrane transport. The record is from RefSeq and is a predicted model, not a curated record. Gene Ontology annotation, molecular function: sucrose:proton symporter activity. Lineage: Eukaryota; Metazoa; Chordata; Testudines; Geoemydidae. The transcript is spliced from 12 exons.